This is a messenger RNA of Hyla sarda, 1832 nucleotides long. RefSeq names its product DEAD-box helicase 28 (gene DDX28). NCBI's taxonomy places the organism in Eukaryota, Metazoa, Chordata, Amphibia, Anura, Hylidae. The record is from RefSeq and is a predicted model, not a curated record. Gene Ontology annotation, molecular function: ATP binding; nucleic acid binding; RNA helicase activity. Bases 111 to 1700 code for a protein of 529 amino acids. The transcript has a single exon.
UUCUGUUUACGAGAGACCGCCACGUCACUUCCGGCGCGCCCUUUACGUCACCACCCGGCGACGCGUCUCCCCUGUCACUUCCAUGCGUCUCCAAGGACUCUUCGCGGAUUAUGCUUCCGUUUUGUGUUCUUCCUUUACGGGCAUGGAGCCGCGGACUGGGAUAUUCCCUCCGCUACUCUAGCACCAGCGAUCUGCCGGUGAUUCACCUGCCCAGGCGGGCACAGCAGUUUCUGGAGAGGCGAGAGAAGAAGCACGCUGGAGAGGUGCAGGCUCCCCGCGCCGGCAGGCUGCUCAUCAGCUCUCGUAGACGGGAACUAAACCAGUACUCCCGGGAGACCUGCGGCCAGUGGGAAAAGCCGCCUCUGGUCAGCCAAGGAUGGAAGCACCGAAAGUCUCGGGGGGAUUAUUUUACUAUUAACAGACAACGGGAACAGCGCCCCUGGCCGGAGACAGAGGAAACUUUUCACUCCCUUUCUCUGGAUCCCAGUCUGGUAUCUUCACUGGAUGUUUUGAACAUUACAUCUCCUACCUGGAUCCAGAAACAGGCGAUCCCUGCCCUGCUGCAGGGCAAGAAUGUGCUGUGUGCCUCUGAGACUGGUAGUGGUAAAACGCUGGCGUAUCUAGUCCCUAUAAUACACAGGCUCAUAACCCAUGAAUGUGACUCGUCCUCGGACCCGCGGAGCCUGAUCCUGGUUCCUUCCAGGGAGCUCGGUGGCCAGGUUACAUCUGUAGCUAGAAGGCUUUGUGCCCAGCUGGGCUUAUCGGUGAGGUUUGUGGGCGGAGGUCAUGGGCGCAAAGCUAUAGCAAAUCAGUUCCGCGAUGAGCCAUUGGAUGUAUUAGUGGCCACCCCUGGCGCCCUCCUAAAGGCCUUGAAGUGGGGUAAGGUGAGCUUGUCAGAUCUCCACUAUGUUGUCGUGGAUGAGGCCGACACAUUGUUUGAUGAUACUUUCUGUGAACUCAUCGAGGGAAUUCUCUCGCACACCCAGAUCGCUUCUCGGCCUAGCGAUCUGCAAAGGCUGGACAGGAAAGCCCAGCUAGCAGUUAUUGGAGCCACCUUCCCCCGAGGUGUUGCCAAAAUAUUAAAAAAGGUGACAGAUCUGGGGAGCAUUGAGACCAUCAAAAGCAAGAGACUACAUUUCCUUAUGCCUCAUGUCCAGCAAGUGUUUAAAAAAAUCAAGGGAUUGGAUAAGAUUCAUGAACUUGUGGAGACGUUAAAGAAACAAGUUGCAGAGAAACCUGGUACAGGGGUGCUGGUCUUCUGUAACAGCUCAAGCACAGUCAACUGGCUUGGUUAUUUAUUGGACGACCAUGGCAUCAAGCAUGUCAGGCUACAUGGCCGAAUGCCAGCUGACAUGCGUUCAGGAAUUUUUGAAACCUUUCAAAAAGGUCAACAUGAUGUGUUAGUCUGCACCGACAUAGCCUCACGAGGCCUGGAUAGUCUCCGAGUGGACACAGUAGUGAAUUAUGACUUUCCUCCCACUUUAGAGGACUACUUGCACAGGGCUGGAAGGGUUGGCCGCGUUGGCAGUGAGUGUAAGGGUGUUGUAGUGAGUUUUGUCACACAUGCUUGGGAUGUGGAAUUGGUGCAGAAGAUUGAAACUGCUGCUCGAAAGCGAAGCAGUCUUCCGGGGUUAGAGUCCAGCAUAAAGGAUCCUGUCAAGUCCAGUGACAUUAUAAAAGAGGAACAACAGACCCUGUAGUAGAAAUGUAUAGUUUCUUAACUUAGAGACUGUAAUUCAAGCUGUUUGCAUUUCGUCUUCUCAAAAGAUAAGAGUUUUUCACUGAUAGAGACAAUAUAUUUUUUUGUUUUGUUGAAUAAAACAGUUAAUGUA